GUGCUGGUGAGGUCAAGAAAAUCUCAUUUCCGUCAAUUGACCAACAUGGAGGCGGCACUUCGCACGAUCGCCCACGUGGAACGCGGCCCUGAGCGCCAUGGCCUGACGUUGUUCAUUAUUGAUCCCCAGCGCGACUUCCAUCCUGGCGGAUCCCUUGCGAUCCCAACUGCUGACGACGAUGCUUUUCGUACAGCGGCGUUCAUUCGUUCGCACGUGAAGGACAUUAGCCAAAUCAUCAUCACGUUGGACUCGCAUCAGCGGCUGCACAUUGCGCACGGCGUAUUCUGGCAGAACCAAGCUGGUGAAAGUCCGUCUCCUUUCACACUGAUCCCGUCGGCAGACGUUGCCAGUGGGAAGUGGAGGCCAAGGUCUCCGGAACUGCAAGCGUAUGCCUACGAAUACACCAAAGCGCUCGAAGAAGGUGGGCGUUUCCAGUUAUGCAUCUGGCCUGAGCACUGCAUCAUGGGUACUCCUGGCCAAGCCAUUGUUGAUCCCAUUCACGACGCCGCCUUGGAGUGGUCGUCCCUUUCUCAUCGUCCUAUCCAAUACAUUCAAAAAGGCACCAAUUGCUUCACCGAGCAUUAUUCUGCGCUCCGUGCCGAUAUCGAGCUUCCCCACGACCCAUCUACGUCGCUCAACAUUCCUCUUGUGGAGUCCUUGAAGAAGUCCAACGUUGUUGCGGUGUGUGGCCAAGCAUUGUCACACUGUGUCAACUUCACCGUCCGGGAUUUGGUGAACGAGUGGCCGGAGGAGCGCACCAGUGACAUUGUAGUCCUCUUGGACUGCACGUCGAACGUCCCGGGAUUCGACGCCAGUGGUCGAGCUUUCAUCGACGAAUUGAGUGCGAAAGGCGUGCGCUUUGUCAAGUCGACAGAUUCCUUCCUCGCCUCCGCGCACCCUCGCAAGAUCUAAAUCGUUGGUCCGUGCCUUUGACACGAUUGGCGACGGGCCGAGCAACGACCUUCCCUUGUAGAUUGGACUGCAUCUAGAUAAAACAGUCGUGACUUUGCUACGUUGGCCAGAUUGACCACGUUAUGCAACAUUUCGUUGCUUCAAGUUACAAUUUGUUGCUGAGCAACGGCCAUGCAUUUGACACUGC
Messenger RNA from Aphanomyces invadans, 1099 nucleotides. RefSeq lists its product as hypothetical. NCBI's taxonomy places the organism in Eukaryota, Oomycota, Saprolegniomycetes, Saprolegniales, Verrucalvaceae. Bases 46 to 912 code for a protein of 288 amino acids. The record is from RefSeq and is a predicted model, not a curated record. The transcript is spliced from 2 exons.